Lutzomyia longipalpis is the source of this 2621-nucleotide messenger RNA. RefSeq lists its product as uncharacterized. The transcript has 2 exons. The record is from RefSeq and is a predicted model, not a curated record. Bases 2145 to 2621 code for a protein of 158 amino acids. Lineage: Eukaryota; Metazoa; Arthropoda; Insecta; Diptera; Psychodidae.
AACUCCGGCGAAUCAGCCACAGCAAGGACAGCAGUAUCGUCCGCAAACGUUGCCAUGGUAUUCUGACGACAACGAGGGAGAUCCGCAGUGAAUAAGACAUACAAUACGGGCCCCAGGACGCUACCCUGGGGGACCCCUGAGCGGAUUGGCAACGUCUGCGACUCCUCGAGCCCCUGUCUCACGAAGAACUGCCUAUCCGACAAGAAGGACUUGAUGAUGAGGUAGAAAUUGAAUGGAAGGAAUUUUUUGAUUUUGUAGUUAAGGCCAUCGUGCCAAACUCGAUCAAAAGCCUGACUAACAUCGAGGAAAGCGCCCGUGCAAUAUUGUCGGUCUUCAAAGGCCGUAUGUAUGACAUCCACUAAUCGAUGGACCUGCUCCACCGUACCAUGGCCUGGCCUGAACCCAAAUUGGUGAGCAGGAAUUAGGGCUUCCGCCGCAAGGAUGGGUCUCAAUCGAUGCAUCAGAAGCCUCUCAAAGACCUUUCCAAGGAUUGAUAAAAGGCUGAUUGGACGAUAUGAGCUCAGUUCAUCUGAUUUCUUUCCCGGCUUCAGAAUUACCUUCACCUGUGCAAUUUUCCACCGACUCGGGAAGUGACCGAUUGUUAGCAUGGCAUUGAAGAUCCUCUGGAUAAGUCUGACACACUUUGCAGUAAUUUCCUUCAACAUUCUUCCAGUAAUCUUGUCGUGCCCAGGAGCCUUGUGCGGUCGAAGAUCAUCAACGAGCACAUUUACAAUUUCGCCAACACGGAAUUUUUUAAUAGGUAAGGACAACUGUCCAGGAGCUUCCAGAAAUCGGUCCACCUCCUCGUCAUGAACAUCCAUGCCAGGCCAGACACGAAACACGCUCUCCAGGUGCUCAGCAAAAGCCUCGGCCUUACUUUCAUCAUCUCUUGCCCAACUUCCAUCCACCCUCCUCACGGGGGGAACCGCAGCCUGGGGCCUAGUGACUCUCUUGGUAGCCCUCCAAAGACUAUAAUCGGUGGCCUCAGUAGGUGAUAAACCCUCAAGAUACUCCGAGAUGGACUUCUCACAUAAAUCCCUCAUCAUCCUCUUCAAAGCUUUGGCAGAGCGGUUGAAAUUUUUCUUGUCAUCAGGGUGCCUGGUAGUUUGCCAAAUUUGUCGGAGUCUGCGUUUCUCCCGAAGCUUCUCCCGCACGCUAAUAGGAACGUGAUAAUGUUUGAACUUCCCUUCAUGCCCAGCCGAAGUUGACGAUCGAGCGGCCUCGCGUAAGGCCUCCGUGAGAGCACCCACAGACUCCUCAAGCCCAACCCUGUCAUCAAUAGCAUCGGGAACGACGAUGAGUUUGUCCAGGGCAUCUCUAAAAAGGUCCCAGUCAGUAGACCGAUUAGUAAGGUGGGCCUCUCUACGCAACUGAGCAACGUCGGCAAAAACCUCAAGAAUCACCGGGCUGUGGUCAGAGGAGAGAUCCAGAGAAGAACUCACUCUGCAUCGCGAUGCAUCCACGCCGCCAACAACGGCAAAAUCCAGCAGAUCAGGGAGCUUAUUGCGGUCUGCAGGCCAGUAAGUAGGCUCUCCAGUAGAUAAAAAUUUGUAGUUGUUGCUCAUGGCUGUCUCAUAGAGUUCCUUCCCCUUUGGGUUAACCAAUCGCGAACCCCAAAAAGGAUGUUUGGCAUUAAAGUCUCCAGCGGAGAUAAACCUGCUACCAAGAGUGCCAAAAUAUCUCUCAAACUGAUGUUUCUUCACUAAGUGUCUAGGUGGGCAGUAGACAGAUGAAAUUGUGAUCGGAGCGCCCGGGCAAAUGACCUCAACCGAAGUAGCCUGCAGAAAAUCCUCCCUGAAUUUUUCUCGAAUAUUGUGCUUGAUAUCUCUCCUGAUUAUUAUGGCCGUCCCUCCGUGCGCAGUACCGUCCGGAUGCUUGGUAUUGUAAAUUAUAUAAUUAGGGAUUUUGAUAAAACUUUUUGUUGUGAAGUGUGUUUCAGAUACCAUGAGAAUAUCCACGUCGUUUGCAUAAAGAUAAUUUUUCACUUCCAGGACAUGGUUACAAAGACCAUUGGCAUUCCACAUGACUAUUUUUAAGACUUUAAGAUUCAUUUUGAUCUCAUUUCGGCCACGAGGAUAGUUAAUAAAUUAAGUACUGUGGAUAUUUGUUGCGAAAGAUUUUUCAUCAUUGAAGUCAGCACAGAAAUGUCGUUAUUAUUUGAAGCAUUCGAAUCAUUGCCAGCCGGGUUGGACACACCUUGCCCCUCAGUAACACCAACGCCACCUGUGACAUCGGAAUAUGACAAUCCAUCGAUUCUGGUAGCAGUGUUUACAUUUGUGGAAGUUUGGCGAUGCAAUCUACGUUCUUGUGCAACUCUAUCCCUGAGAUCCGAUGUCCUCUGCCUCUUCAGCUGCAGUCGCGUGCCCACCCGCACACUUAACACACUGAGGAGCCCUAUGGCAAAAGGACUUUGUAUGGCCAUAUCUCUGGCACUUCGUACAUUGGACAACCUCCUUCGAUGGACGCGGAGGCUCCACCUGCACCACGUGACUCAACAGGCGCGUGAUUUGGUAAAUCUCCUUGUUGUUGUUUGCAGCAGUGACUUCAACAAAGAAGAGCGGCAGGGGGAGCUUUGUGCCCCUUUGCUUAACAUUGUGCACACGCACAACAUUGUGUCCUAG